Ilyonectria robusta is the source of this 2108-nucleotide messenger RNA. Its product is annotated as DNA polymerase alpha subunit B N-terminal-domain-containing protein. Gene Ontology annotation, biological process: DNA replication initiation; DNA replication. Bases 119 to 1930 code for a protein of 603 amino acids. The record is from RefSeq and is a predicted model, not a curated record. Gene Ontology annotation, cellular component: alpha DNA polymerase:primase complex. NCBI's taxonomy places the organism in Eukaryota, Fungi, Ascomycota, Sordariomycetes, Hypocreales, Nectriaceae. Gene Ontology annotation, molecular function: DNA binding. The transcript is spliced from 2 exons.
AACCACCAUCACCAUCACCAUCAGACACAAGGAACACGCAACGAUAUUCCCAGGCCAAACCACAAACAAUUUGCAAUUCAAUUAUACAGGUGCCCGUCGCAUCUCCCCGUCGCCCAUCAUGGCCGACGCCGAGCUUCAAUCCCGCUUCUCCGCCCCCAACAAGCCGCUUGAGCCCGAUGUUCUCAGCGAGCUCGAGUCCAUUCUGCGCCUCCACAACCUGUCCGCCGAAGACCUCUACUUCAAGUGGGAGUCGUACUGCAUAAAACUCGACCUCGACGCCCAGGACAUUUCGCUCGAUGCCGUGCGCAACCUCAAGCAGAGCAUCCAGGACGCGCUCGAGAAGAGCCACCAACAGGUCCAGGUCAAGUCCGAGCGAAAAGUCGUUGCCACGCCGCGGGCUGGCGCGAAGGGCAGCGGUAUGCUUGGCAUGCUGGAUGGGAUGAUGCCCAGCACGCCCGCAGCAGGUGGAAAGCUGGGCCGCGCGCCAGGCACUGGGAGUGCGCUGAAGAGAAAGUUGAACACGCCCAAGGGGUUGACAAGCUCCCCGGUGACAGCAAAGAGCGCCGUAAAUGGAUCUCAGUCUCAGGCCACGUCUUUCAACGAUCGAGGAAAUGCCGGAGAAGUCGUCGAGAUCCUCAACGACCGCCUCACUGCUGCCGAACCUCCCAUGGCACCCUUUGCCGAACCUCGCGUGAAGCUCACUGCUGCCUCCGACCAGAAGAAGAUGAACUACAAGCCGCUAUCCAUGAAGCUGUCAGAAGCGAGCGAGAUUCUCGAUGACCGAAUCGACGACUUCAUGACGAUUGUUCAGGAGCAUCACAAGCUCGAUGAGACAGCCUUCUGCAGCGCCGCCAGCCAGAGCACUACCGAGAUUGUAGCUGUUGGGCGGAUUGCGUCAGACUCGGCAGAGGGAAAACUGAAUGCCGCCUCGCUCGUGUUGGAGACAUCACGGCGCACUGGCAUGGGUCUUCGAGUGCCGCUCAAGAUGGACAACAUCAAAAGUUGGAGCUUCUUUCCCGGCCAGAUUGUCGCCUUUCGGGGGAGCAACGCGUCCGGAAACGAGUUUGUCGUCAAUGAGAUCCUCGAGAUCCCUCUUCUCCCCAGCGCCGCCUCGGCCCCAUCGGCCCUUGAAACUCACCGUGAGAGGCUCCGAGGAGGACCGGACGCUAUGGACGACGACUCCGACCCAGCACCCCUGAAUGUCAUCUUCGCAGCGGGCCCUUACACGGCUGAUGACAACCUCGACUUUGAGCCACUUCACGCUCUAUGCAGCCAGGCAGCUGACACCUACGCCGACAGCCUCGUAUUAACGGGUCCCUUUCUCGAUAUUGACCACCCUCUCAUUGCGACGGGCAACUUCGACCUCCCUGAGGAGGCCAACUUCGACCCGGACACUGCUACUAUGACUACUGUCUUCCGAUACCUCGUUUCCCCCGCCUUCAACCGCCUCGCCUCUGCCAGCCCGCACCUCACCAUCAUCCUCAUCCCCUCAGUGCGUGAUGUUCUAGCCAAGCACGUCUCGUGGCCCCAGGACACCAUCCCCCGCAAGGAGCUCGGCCUGCCCAAGUCGGUCCGCAUCCUCACCAACCCCAUGUCCCUCUCCAUCAACGAGCUCAUGCUCGGCGUGUCCUCCCAGGACAUUCUCUCUCAACUCCGCAGCGAGGAAGUUGCCAUGGGAAGCCCCGGCACCGACCUCAUGGGCCGUUUGUGCCGCUACCUCGUUGAACAGCGCCACUACUUCCCACUUUUCCCGCCUACCGACCGCACAAGACUUGCCAAGACGGGCACAGAGGAUGGUGUUGCUACAGGUGCGGCGUUGGAUCUGAGCUAUCUAAAGCUUGGUGAGAUGGUCAAUGUGCGACCAGAUGUCAUGAUGGUGCCCAGUCUACUACCUCCGUUUGCAAAGGUAAACCUCCUCACUUCUCCAUGACAUGUUCCAAUUCUAACAUAUCCACCAGGUCAUCGAGAGUGUCCUCCUCAUCAACCCAGGCUACCUCUCAAAACGGCGCGGCGCAGGCACAUACGCACGCAUGACACUGUACCCACCCCCCGUCGACAGCGGUGCUGAAAUGGUCAGCCACCGGGUCUUCGAUCGAGCGCGCGUCGAG